UGUUCGUAGACGCGUCGUCCUAGAUCAGUCACCUUUGCUGAGUUCAGGUCAAGAUUUAUUGAUCGACUUGAUCAAAAUCAAAACAAAUACCCGUCCAUGGGCUCGUCAUAAGUGUACAUGGAUGCUUCAUUUAGGCCAAGUGUACAUUUUAUGUUUUGAGCACAGAACUCUACACCCACGAAAGGAAACAUCUCAUCCAUCAUGGCAGAGUCUUAUGUAACCGCUCGCUCAUUAGUCGAUCUUCCACCCAAUCACAGCAUCGUCAUCCGAGCAUGCGCAGAACAGCUCAAAGGGACACUUGGUCUCCAACGGUACACGAACACCAUCUUAGACGUUGCUAGGUACAUUUACAUCGCAACACUAGCCCUUGCUAAGGACACCUGGAUGCUGACCAAAGCUCGAGAGGCACUCUUUCAAGUUUUAAAUAUGUGCAAUACGUCAUUGGUUUUGGUGCAACAAAUGCAAAGAGGGGUGGUGGAGAAUUUAAAAUCUGGAAACGUUGUCCUUUUCGAUGGUGACCCGGAAGGGAUACGGGCGGUGAUAGAGGGAGUGGAAACUGGCAUGUAUGACCUGAAUGGGGCUAUCGUGAACACAAGGAACGGCUUCCACAAUCUCCUCAGGAAGAUUGAGAGCCUGCAGGAGGUGAACCUUAGUCCUGAGUUACUCAAGGUUGAGAAAGAGCUGGAGGGCGCUGCUGUACGUGAAGGAGAGGAGGAGGAGGAGUCCGGCAGUGGGGAAGAGAUUGAUGAUGACACUAGUGUGAUCUGGUCGCCGAGAGAGAAUACCCUCCAAGUUGAGGAAAUGUUCGACAGCCCCUGGAGCUGGGAGAUCAAGCUUCCGCGCCGAUACUCCAACUGUCUCAUUCCCUCUGUCAUCGUCACCUUCUUCCUCGUGGCCCUGCUCAUGAUCAACCAGUACCUCAGUGUCUGGGGGAUGGUCGCAGGGACCUACCCUCCUUUGAUCUACUUGGUCCUCAUUUUGCAUCUUGGACAAAUGACAGUCGUCAUCUUGGCAAUUAGAAAGAUGUCGCAGGUGGAUCACAAACUCGAGGUGGGGAACUACAGAUAUUUUCUCCCAUACGCUCCUCUCGCCGUCUUCUUUGUUUUCGCAGGGAUUGUUGUCAUCAUCUAUGAACUCUCAGAGCUGAAGAACAAACCCGAUGACAAAGCCUUCAUUGUUGUGCUCGCUAUGCCGCUGCUGGUCAUUCAAAUGUUGCUGUUCGUCGUAGUUGGUUUCUGGAGCUACUGGGGUUACAGGCGUAAAGGAGAUCAUGUCCCGUCAUUGGACUGGGACCCGAUGGUAGGAGAGAUUGAGGAUGAUCGCGAAGGAGGUGGUGUCCUAGGGACGAAAGGGAGGUCGGUAGAACUAGUUGAAGGUUUAGUUGGAGAAAGUGGCGCUGGAGAAAAAGGUCAUCUGCAGUUGUUGGAAGAGAGACGCCUCUAUUUGGCACUCAGUUUGGCUGUCCUACACGAGGCUGUUGACCGCGUCGGUGAUUCGUUUUCUUCAUUAGAAGGGCUGAUGCCUGCAGCGGAAAGCUGGGUAGUAGCAUGCAUCAGUGUUUUUGGGGAAACCAAGGAGACGGCAGCAGGCGCGAGUGUUACCAUGGAGAAGGAACCAAGUGCGAUAACCAUAUCAGAAGAAUACAAGAAGGCCAUCGACGAGUAUUACUGUAGGUGGCGCGCUCUGGAGGUGUACGGAGAAACCGUCCGCCGUGCACUGGUCUCGGCACAAGAAACGAUCGAACAGUACUACGAUGCCGACCCUCACCCAAACGAGGCCCUCCUGCAGGCAAUUGACCUCGCUGCAGCAGAAGAGGCCGUCCCGGCAAUACAGGAAGUCGUCAAGAGUCAAGAGCAGCAACAACUCUGACUCUUCUCUUGCUUUAUGACGCAGCAAAUUGAAGAAUUUCCCGAGAAUGAAAAUAAACAUCAUUCCCUGUAAAUGCUUUCAAGCGUAACUGUCCCCAGAUGUGGGAAUACUGUCAACUGCGGCCGAGAACAUCGCCAAAAACAAUCGCUGCCGAAGUAUUUCUCUGCUGAAAAGCGAGAACCGCUGUAACAUUUCUGAGUUUCUUCUCUGCCUCAUUGUUUUGGAACACCACGGAUCAUAUCUCUGGGAACAGGCCUACUUGGUACAGCUUGUCACGUUUUUCCUCUGUUCCCCUUUGGAAAAGUUCUCUAGAUCUUAGCAGUCUUUUGUACGGGAAGCCUGGGUACUGAGAAACAACCAGAAGCGCUACAACGGUAUGGUUGUAUGUAUUACUCAAAUGGUUUGUAAUAA
Messenger RNA from Lineus longissimus, 2280 nucleotides. RefSeq lists its product as uncharacterized. The record is from RefSeq and is a predicted model, not a curated record. Bases 202 to 1869 code for a protein of 555 amino acids. The transcript has 3 exons. Lineage: Eukaryota; Metazoa; Nemertea; Pilidiophora; Heteronemertea; Lineidae.